This is a messenger RNA of Sycon ciliatum, 3362 nucleotides long. Its product is annotated as pseudouridylate synthase RPUSD2-like. Gene Ontology annotation, molecular function: RNA binding; pseudouridine synthase activity. The transcript has 13 exons. Gene Ontology annotation, biological process: enzyme-directed rRNA pseudouridine synthesis. The coding region runs from base 42 to 2015 and encodes 657 amino acids. Lineage: Eukaryota; Metazoa; Porifera; Calcarea; Leucosolenida; Sycettidae. The record is from RefSeq and is a predicted model, not a curated record.
GAAAAUAGCCAUAAUUGUGUCAGUCCAGCUUUCCAGGCCUUAUGGUGUUGUUUUCGUUGAGCUGCUUAUGCCUCGAACGCCGUUUAUCUGUGAUCAUUCGGACAAGCAUGUCGGCGGCGGCGCAGGUCCGAUCGCCAGGGUCUGCUGAUGGCGAUCCAGUUCUUGAAGUACCUACCACCAACCAUUCAGAAAAUGCUUCGUCAAAGAAGGAUCCAGCUCCGCUGGUCGGCCAAGUCAAGCGCAAGCUGUCCAAUCUAGAACGACACCAGAUGGCGAGUGAAAGGAAACGACGGAAGAAGGAAAGGGACCAGGUUGAAAAGCUCCGAAAUACUAUUGCAGAGACGUCGGUAUCGUACAGAAAUGGACUGCGCAUUGUCAGGCCCUAUAUGUUUGUCUUCGCCACCAGCGCCAAGGAGCGCUGGUUUGGACGCAGUAUCGUGGACGUCUUCACGCAAGAGUUCCGUGUCCGGUCCAAGGAGAACCUUCUGUUGAACAUCGAGGCAGGGAACAUGUCAUUGAGUGGCAAGGUAGCCCAGGCUGAUUCUGUCGUGUUGCAAGGCGACCUCCUGAACAGCAGAGUGCACCGGCACGAACCGCCGGUCACCGGCCAGCGCAUCAGUAUUAUUCACAGUGACGAUGACGUGACGGUCAUCGACAAGCCCUCCUCCAUUCCGGUUCAUCCGACUGGUCCAUAUCGACACAACACGAUACAGAUGAUCCUGGAGCGAGAGUUUGGUCUGCACAACUUACGCACUAUACACCGCCUGGAUCGGCUGACGUCCGGAGUGCUGAUAUUUGCCAAGAGCUAUGAGAAAGUGAGGGAGCUGGCGAAGAUAUUUGCGGAGCGGCAGAUGCAGAAAACCUACCUUGCACGUGUUGUCGGAGAGUUUCCGAGUGGGGAGGUGGUUGUGGAUGAGCCGAUCGGUGGCCUGACGCCCAAGUUCUCCAUUGUGCUUGUGCACAAGGAUGGCAAGCCGUCGAAGACGACGUUCCAGCGCCUGCAUUACGACGGCGUCACCAGCGUAGUGAAAUGUUUGCCACAUCAAGGGCGCAUGCAUCAGAUUCGUGUUCACUUGUUACAUCUCGGUCACCCCAUCAUCAACGAUCCAAUUUACAAUCACCCGGCAUGGCGCAACCCAGCUCUCCCCGAAUCUGAUCCUGUUCAGCAAGCUGUCUUUGUUUUAAAACACCUGCUGGUCAGUAUGUGUGGUCCAGAGGAAGGUGCUCGAGAGUACGACGCCGUGUUGGCGAUCAUGCGCGCGAACGACGCGCUCGGUCCCAGUCUAGAUGAGCCUGAUAGAGUCGCAAACGCAGACCGCGACGACGAUGCUUCCCGCGCGGCUAGUACUGUCGCUGUAGCCACUGGUCAAGCACAGGCGGUCGCUGCUGAGCGCACUACGACAGCGGCAGUGGCAGCGGGCCGUGAGGUGACGGCCAGUUCAGAAGAGUCUUGCUCUCGCGCUCCGACUGAAACGCCCAUGGGAGCGUCUUGCUCUCGUGCUCCGACCGAAAUGCCCGUGGCCACACCAGCGCCAGCAGCUGCACCCGAGCCAGAGCAGUGUGCACGUGCAGAUCAGAGUGACCAGGCUGAGCCUCAACCUUGCCGCUCCAGUGUCUCUACCGGAUCUGCCCCCGUGGCUGGUGUGACGCCUGUGCUCACCGAGGCGUUCGAGGUGACGGAGAAACGGGAUGCGCUCGGCAUAAACUUCUCGUCUGGUGUAGAGCUCCAGCAACAGCCGGAUGAAUUUCGACUUGUUGAUGAGCUGCCGCUAGCUACGCCGCCUCCCACCAGUGAUUCUGGCUACUAUGAUCUGUGCUGGAAGUGCAAGCUGCCAGCGGUCAUCCCCAAGCCCGGAUCACUGGUCAUGUAUCUGCACGCGCUAUCGUACGAGGGUGAGGGAUUCAAGUACGAGUCGCAGGUCCCGGCAUGGGCAAAUGAGGACUUUCAGCUUCCUGAGUUCCUCUCUGAUCCAGACGCCAUGGCGCACAUCAGCAUUGGUGAUGCUGUACUGUAGUGAAGGCAGAGGGGGAUCGUCAUCACUUCCGGCAGAGAAGGAGGUCUGGAGGAGGUCACCUAUCACUACCGGCAGAGAAGGUGGUCUACGUCUGAUAGUACUUGCAUCCUGGUGAUGAGUCUAUCACUGCACCUUGCCUAUGGCCAUCUAGAAGUAAGGUAUGGACGGACACAGAGCUUGCCUUGAUCCUGUCUUAGGCCGAUGCCCACACAGUAUGCGGCUAUUGCUUGUGUCGGGAUGGACUUGUGCAAAACUAGAACCUCAGAUAGUGCCAACGCCUCGGGGCCCUGAGUUCAGCUGAAGCAGCGGUCGUUUGAACGACCAGCAGUAUGCUGACUGAAGGAGCCCAUCGCCCAGGUUCUCUGCUCCGAUGCUGCACGUGUCAUUCGAUGAUUUGAGUGACUCGCAACAAUGCAAUCCUGUGCCUAUGUGUCAGCCUGAACGCCGGACCAAGCAGCGUUUUGUGCUGUACGACUGAUGGCCCUGGUGUUUACUAGUCCGUGUACUCUUGGACAGCUCAGUGUCCGUAGCUGCACACAUACCAGUGUUCUAGUUCUGCAAGUACUUACUUGAAGGUGUCACACAAGGUCCGAACAUCUCCCGGCCAGCAUCCAACAUUGGUUUUGGAACAGCCGUCGACACUGCGAUAGCAAGUCGCAGCACUAGACUAGACCUCCCCCCGGUGAAUACUUUGACUGAUUGAGCUCAGCGGUAUGCAGAGCAGCGCUAGCGGUCUCGUGUUUGGAACGUUUAGAAAGGUUCUACACCAGAUACUCUACCGGUGUAUGUGUGUGUGUGUGUACGUGUGUGUGUGUGUGCGUGUGUGUAGGCUAUCCAUGGCGUUGAGGCCAACACUCGGAAUGCCACCUCGUUUCAUCAGACACAAUUGCCUGAUGUUGUCUCAUUCACCAUAUGCCCAGCCCAUCUGUUUGUCACUUCAGUAGCUGGCACUGGGACUUGAUUUUCCUUGCAUACUUUCUGUCCGCUUUCACUCCUAUCUGCGCCAUGAACUUUGUUCUGUUGCACUAGCAAUAACAAGACUAAACCGUGUUAUGUCUGGCGCCUUUGGUCUAUCUUGAAUAGUUUCUUUAUCACAGUACAAGACCCUUCUGAGUCCCAGCUGAGGGUUAAGAACUUAUUUUCUAUGGCCACGACAAUGUGUACGUGGGCGCCAUGUUUUACCUCACUACUUGCCCACAACCAUCAUAUCCUCGUACAUUCAAAAACAUUAUCAAGAUACAAGUGGGUGAAAUCUUUGUGAUAGCGAUUCGAUAAAAUACUGAUCUUGAAAUUCGGAAGCCUGCAAACAAGUUGUCCACAGUGGCUAGCCGGGAGAAGUAACAAAAA